Molecule: messenger RNA, 980 nt
Organism: Trichosurus vulpecula (common brushtail)
Lineage: Eukaryota; Metazoa; Chordata; Mammalia; Diprotodontia; Phalangeridae
Gene: MOB3B
Product: MOB kinase activator 3B
Exons: 3
Coding region: 106-756 (216 amino acids)
Biological process (GO): positive regulation of protein phosphorylation; signal transduction
Cellular component (GO): nucleus; cytoplasm
Molecular function (GO): protein kinase activator activity
Source: RefSeq, a predicted model, not a curated record
CCCGAGGGCUGGCAGUGGAAAACCUUCCUGAGCUGUGAUAUAUCACCAAAACGCUCUUGGUGCCUUUUUGCCUCCUGCAAAAGAAGAGAAGAGGACAACAAGACAAUGUCAAUAGCCCUGAAGCAGGUUUUUAAUAAAGACAAGACCUUUCGGCCCAAACGCAAAUUUGAACCUGGCACGCAAAGGUUUGAGCUCCACAAAAGGGCACAAGCCUCUCUGAACUCCGGGGUGGACCUGAAGGCAGCAGUGCAGCUGCCCAGUGGGGAAGACCAGAAUGACUGGGUUGCUGUUCAUGUGGUAGACUUCUUUAACCGUAUCAACUUGAUCUAUGGCACCAUUUGUGAGUUCUGCACUGAGAGGACCUGUCCUGUGAUGUCAGGGGGCCCAAAAUAUGAGUACCGGUGGCAGGAUGACCUUAAGUACAAGAAACCUACUGCAUUGCCAGCCCCUCAGUAUAUGAACCUUCUCAUGGACUGGAUUGAGGUACAGAUCAAUAAUGAAGAUAUAUUUCCGACCAGCGUAGGUGUUCCUUUCCCGAGGAAUUUUCUUCAGAUCUGCAAAAAGAUUCUGUGUCGUCUUUUCCGGGUGUUUGUGCAUGUCUACAUCCAUCACUUUGAUCGUGUGAUUGUGAUGGGUGCGGAAGCCCACGUCAAUACCUGCUACAAACACUUCUAUUACUUUGUCACAGAGAUGAACCUCAUAGACCGCAAGGAACUAGAACCCUUGAAAGAGAUGACCAGCAGGAUGUGUCACUAAAGAGCCAUCCAUCAGAAGAAGGAGGAAUGCAAUUUCCUCGGGGGGUUGAGCAUGAAGUAGACGUUUCAGACUAAAAUAACUUGUUGAUUCCCAGGAGGUUGGGGACAGGCAGUGAUUUUUCUCUGCUGUGCUUCCUAUUCACCGAGUAUGCUCUUAACCCUCAGAGUGCUGCUAGCAAUAUCCUAUUGACCAGGUGUAUUACAAAGCAAAGCAAAGAAAGAGAA